CGUAAUUUAAUAUGCUUUUUCUUACAUUCUUGAUUAGUGUUUCUGUAGCUUCUCAAGACUUACUCAAGAAAUGCUAUUUAGAACAAUUCACCAUUGGUGAUCCUGAAGUUAAAAUAUAGAUAUACUUUGAGGAUCAUGUAGUAAAGAAUCAUCAGAUCGAGUAUGAAUGUUUGGAAUUUAUCAUUUCAAGAGGAUAUUAUAAAGUUGCGCUGAGUCUUUAUGAGAAUUAUUUCCUCUUGAAUCAUAUCGAUAUUACUGAUAGAAUUGUUGCAUUCUUAAAGAAUGAUAAGUAUCUCAGCUAAAGAGAAAUGUAAACUCUAUUCAAAUUGGCAAUGGCACAAAGCAAUCAAGUUUAAGUUGUCUAGCCUGUAGUGUAAUGGGCUCAAUCAAAAAACGCUACAUUUAUCAAUAUCAAGUUCUCUCACAGACAAGAUGCCCCUGCUUGUUUGAAUGCAAAGUUGGAGGUAGUUGAAAUAAAGAGUGAUUCCCUCUUGAUAGAAGCAUUUGGAAUAGUUUCCCAUAUUCCAUUCAAAUAUAGAUAUGCCAUUAAAUUGUAUAAACUAAUUGACCCGGCUACUAGUUAUGAAAAAGUGGAGUCUGUAGGAACUAUGUAUGUGAAUCUCACAAAGGUAGAGCCAGUAUUGUGGUUAAGAUUGACUGAAGAGGAUUAUAAAACUCCAAUUUGGUGGGACCUGAAGGACAAUUACAGAAAAGAUAUGGAAGAAUUUACUCAAAUGCUUGAAAAGGAAAGCGAAAGGAAAGAGAAAAAUGCAGAUAAAUAGGCAAAAAAAAAUCAGAAAAAGCGGGAUUAAGAUAAGCAAAAAUAAACUACUCUAAAAGCUUAAGAAGCAAAAAGAUAACUAGAAUAUGAACACAAUUAAUGCUAUAAACCAGGAAAAUGUGAAAUAGGAUGGUAUUAAAGACAAUGAUUGUUUAUAAUUGGUUAUUAUUCAAUUCCCUAAUUAUUAUUUUACAUUUUCAA
Messenger RNA from Paramecium tetraurelia, 982 nucleotides. RefSeq lists its product as uncharacterized. The record is from RefSeq and is a predicted model, not a curated record. Lineage: Eukaryota; Ciliophora; Oligohymenophorea; Peniculida; Parameciidae. The transcript is spliced from 4 exons.